This is a messenger RNA of Vicia villosa (hairy vetch), 697 nucleotides long. RefSeq names its product sm-like protein LSM36B. The transcript is spliced from 4 exons. The record is from RefSeq and is a predicted model, not a curated record. Gene Ontology annotation, biological process: mRNA splicing, via spliceosome; maturation of SSU-rRNA. Gene Ontology annotation, molecular function: RNA binding. The coding region runs from base 189 to 461 and encodes 90 amino acids. Lineage: Eukaryota; Viridiplantae; Streptophyta; Magnoliopsida; Fabales; Fabaceae. Gene Ontology annotation, cellular component: U4/U6 x U5 tri-snRNP complex; U6 snRNP; sno(s)RNA-containing ribonucleoprotein complex.
CUACUUACUCACAUCACAUUACUCACUGUUUCAGUUCCUGUUCCUAUCGAAACCCUCAUACGCAAAACCCAAACCCCUCUCUUCUGUUUCCCUCCCAUCGCGCCCCUUUUUUCUCCCCUUUCGACUUGGCUACACACUCUCCAGUCUCCACCAGUUUUUUUUUAGGGUUUAGAUUGUAAACAAAAAGGAUGAGUGGAGCAGAGAAAGGUUCGGGAACCACGAAAACACCAGCUGAUUUCCUCAAAUCCAUUCGUGGUAGGCCAGUUGUUGUUAAGCUCAACUCUGGUGUCGACUAUCGAGGUAUCUUAGCUUGUCUAGAUGGCUAUAUGAAUAUUGCAAUGGAACAAACUGAGGAGUAUGUUAAUGGACAACUCAAGAACAAGUACGGUGAUGCAUUCAUUCGUGGGAAUAAUGUUUUGUACAUCAGUACCUCAAAGAGGACUCUAGCAGACGGGGCUUAGAAAUACAGGAAUCCAAAUACAUGCUGGUUUGAACUUUGAAAGACUCUUGUAACUUUUUGUAUUUUGUGUUGGUGAAGCUUUUUUAAUUCAUGUUUUUCAUGGUAAUUGAGUUGCUAUGGUUAUAUAUUAAGGCAAAACAGUUCAACCGGUUUGUAAAAUACUUGCUGGGAUCUCUUGGCAGAAUAUUUUAGCUUGGUUUGAAAUUUUAAAAUAUUAAUAUUAAAUGUUAUUACUUC